Messenger RNA from Racocetra persica, 139 nucleotides. NCBI's taxonomy places the organism in Eukaryota, Fungi, Glomeromycota, Glomeromycetes, Diversisporales, Gigasporaceae. The record is from the annotation of a GenBank genome assembly.
UAAUACAAAUGAGGGUAUACCUGAACCUAAUGUCUUAAUGACUGCAAUUAGUGUAUCUUUACAUGCUAAUAUUGGUCAAGAAAAUAUAUCAAUACUCAUGAAAAAUAUAUCAAAAAGAAGCAAUUUGGCUUCUAUGUAG